AUGGAGAAGGAUCUGCCCGUGUUCGGCACCGGCUCCCCGUCGGGGAAGAAGAGGAGGAGCGCCGGUGGCGACGACGAGGACGCCGUCGUCGCCGAGGAGAUCAACCUUGAACUGUCCCUCGGCCGCGCCAUCUUCGGCGGCGCUGCCGCAACGUCCAAUCCAAAGGUGGAAGGCGAGUCCCACUUCACCAUCGCGCAGACGACCGUGAACAUCGUAGCCAGUGCACCGGGUCCUGCGGUCGGCGCGGCCCUCUUCGCCGCCGGGGCACAGAUCGCGUCUUCGCUGCUGGAUGGUGGCAACGGCGCAGCUUCUGCGGGCAUUCACGUUGAGCCGCCCGCCGCCCUGAGCCUCUUGAUGCGGCGCUUGCCGGUUUCUGCGGCGGGUGCGGGCUUCAUCGCCACGGGAACUUCGCCGGCGCCACCGCCGCGCGCUUCACCGACGGCAUUCCCCGCGCACCGUCCAGUCCGGCGGCGCGUCGGCAAUGCCGCUCCAACCCAGCCGGCCACCGUUGCCGGCAGCGACCCGCCGGCGCCGCCUACCAACGGCAUCGCUCCGUCGCUCGCGAGCCCGCCGUUCCCGUGGGCGACUAACCGCGUGGCGAUCCACCACCCCAUCUCCCACCUCUCCGCUCUCGGGAUCACAACCGUCGACGGCGAGGUGCACUGCAUCCGCUGCAACGCGCGGAAGACCAUCUCCUACGACAUCGCUUCCAAGUUCCAGGAGGUCCGCGACUUCGUGUCCCGCAACGUCCACGACAUGGACGACCGCGCGCCGGAGGCAUGGUUGAACCAGACAAGUCUCAUGCGGGACUGCGAUGGGUGUGGGCAGACGAGGAGUGUCCGGCCGGUGAUACCGGCGGAGAAAGAGCGAAUCAACUGGGUGUUUCUGCUGCUGGGGCAGAAGCUCGGGCUUUGCACGCUGGAACAGCUCAAGUACUUCUGCGCCCAGACCAGGCGGCACCGCACCGGCGCCAAGGACAGGGUGCUCUACUCAACCUACAUGGAGCUCUGCAACCAGCUCUGCCCGGACAGGCUCUUCAACCUCACCGCCGAGAGGCAGAACAGGGGCCAGCAGUAUUGCUAGCUACAAAUAA
Messenger RNA from Lolium perenne, 1093 nucleotides. Lineage: Eukaryota; Viridiplantae; Streptophyta; Magnoliopsida; Poales; Poaceae. The record is from RefSeq and is a predicted model, not a curated record.